AAAUUACACAUAUAUAUUUGUAAAUAAUAAAUAUGGACACACUAGGAUCCAUUUUGCAUAAAGAAUUUUCAUAUGUGCACAUCCCUUGUGACAUCAACAGUCCAAUAGAAGUGUUAAAAUUCAAAGGCUCGGAAGACAGCUUCCGCAAGCAUUUGACGAAUCAAUUUGCGAAAGAUAAGCUACUAGCAGAUGAGAAGCAUGGAUUUGAGAAAUACCUGAAGUCACAGUACAAAGAAACUCAAGAGAAAGCUGGAUCAAAUAACCAGACAAAUGUAGAACUCUCAGAUGACUUGCUUAAAAGCUCUCUGGAAGUUGCAUCGAUUACAUAUCAGAUUAUUCCGCUUACACUGCCAUCCAAAAAAAACGGUUAUAUCGGCAUCAAUUGCUACAUUGAUGGAAUAGGUCGUGUUAAAAAUCUUCCUACAAACGCUAGGGCUACGAAAGUAUGCUCCACAGAUAUCCGUGGAGAAUGCUACGUCUCGAAGACAUUCGAUGAUGAAGAAGAAUUCAGACGCAUGGACCUUACACUAGAAGACUAUAAUGAGCUUUUUGAAAACCCUCCGGAUGCAACAGGGAGGUGGGAUAGCGCAGAGGCUCUCUCUAAGAUGCUAGAUCCACAAAAAAGUGCUGCAUUAACUCAACAACCUAAAAAGGAAAUAAUACCGAAUAAUUGUGAAAAUUGUAAAAGGGAGGAAAGUAAAGAUGCGCCAUUAAAAAUAUGCUCCAGAUGCAAAAAGAUUAAAUAUUGCUCCGUCCAAUGCCAAAAGGAUGACUGGAAAUAUCAUCAACGUAUAUGUAACGUUAAAUAGACCUAUCUGGAUAUCCGAACACGCCAACAAGUAUUUGAACUGAUUCACACGUAGUUCACAACGUUAUGGAAGGUGGACGUCGGGAACCAUAGCGUAACAGAUUUACAAAAUAACUUAUUUAACGCGUCCAAUAAGUUCAGAUAGAAUAUGUGCGCACUAA
This is a messenger RNA of Babesia bovis T2Bo, 969 nucleotides long. RefSeq names its product MYND finger family protein. Gene Ontology annotation, molecular function: DNA-binding transcription factor activity, RNA polymerase II-specific. Gene Ontology annotation, cellular component: nucleus. The record is from RefSeq and is a predicted model, not a curated record. NCBI's taxonomy places the organism in Eukaryota, Apicomplexa, Aconoidasida, Piroplasmida, Babesiidae. Gene Ontology annotation, biological process: regulation of transcription by RNA polymerase II. The coding region runs from base 33 to 809 and encodes 258 amino acids. The transcript is spliced from 4 exons.